AUGCUUAAAAAUAAAUUAACAACAAAAUGGUAAAGUAUGAAUAAUAUAUGUUAGAGUGGCAUAGCAAAGAGUGCAAAAGGCGGAAAAGGUGGAAAAGGUGGAAAAGGAGGAAAAUUCGGCCAAGGCAAGAAUAAGAAAGCACCUCAAUCCAGGUCUUUGAAAGCAGGACUUUAAUUCCCUGUUGGUCGUAUUCAUAGAUAUUUGAAGUAAAGAGUCUCUGCCAAAAACAGAGUAGGAACAACAUCUGCUGUUUAUACAUCAGCAAUUUUGGAGUAUCUGACAGCAGAAGUCCUUGAAUUAGCAGGAAAUGCUUCAAAAGACUUUAAAGUGAGAAGAAUUACACCAAGACAUCUUUAAUUAGCCAUCAGAGGUGAUGAAGAGCUUGAUAUUCUCAUCAGAGCUACUAUUGCAGGUGGUGGUGUGAUUCCUCAUAUUCACAAAGCUUUGUUAGGCAAAUAAACACCAGAAGGAGGUCUUCCAAAGGAAUGAUAUAUAUUAUAUUAAUUCAUCAGGAUUAUUUA
Paramecium tetraurelia is the source of this 521-nucleotide messenger RNA. RefSeq lists its product as uncharacterized. The transcript has 3 exons. Lineage: Eukaryota; Ciliophora; Oligohymenophorea; Peniculida; Parameciidae. Gene Ontology annotation, cellular component: nucleosome. The record is from RefSeq and is a predicted model, not a curated record. Gene Ontology annotation, molecular function: structural constituent of chromatin; DNA binding; protein heterodimerization activity.